Messenger RNA from Hibiscus syriacus, 296 nucleotides. RefSeq names its product oxysterol-binding protein-related protein 3C-like. The record is from RefSeq and is a predicted model, not a curated record. NCBI's taxonomy places the organism in Eukaryota, Viridiplantae, Streptophyta, Magnoliopsida, Malvales, Malvaceae. Gene Ontology annotation, cellular component: cytosol; intracellular membrane-bounded organelle; membrane. Bases 18 to 281 code for a protein of 87 amino acids. Gene Ontology annotation, molecular function: sterol binding. The transcript is spliced from 3 exons.
UUCUUAUUUUUGAGCCAAUGUCAAUGUUGCAGAAAACGGCUGAGAUAAAGGAGUAUUCAUACCUGUUAGAUCUGGCUGAUGAAUGCGAAGAUCCUUACAUGCGAUUAGUGUACACUACUUCAUGGGCUAUAUCUGUCUAUUAUGCCUAUCAACGUACCUGGAAACCAUUCAAUCCCAUACUUGGGGAGACUUAUGAAAUGGUUAAUCAUGGUGGCAUUACUUUUCUAGCUGAACAGGUGAAUCAUUUAGACCUGAGUUUGGGUUCAUUUUUUCCCUUUUAAUGUUUUGGGCUCUUC